UCCCUGUGUGGCCUGUUCCAGCAAGGUCUUCGAUAUCAAGAACUGUAAAAGUUAAUUUUUUUCAGUGAACAGAAAUGAAUGAACAACCAGACAAAAACAGUUCCACUCACGAGGGACACACAGGUCAAAGUCCUCCUGAGAAAAACUGUCAGAUUGGACAAAAGCAACUGCAACAGAUAGAGCGGCAGUUAAAAUGCUUGGCGUUUCAAAACCCCGGACCACAGGUAGCAGACUUUAAUCCUGAAACAAGGCAGCAGAAAAAGAAAGCUCGGAUGUCAAAGAUGAAUGAGUAUUUUUCUGUAAAAUACAAAGUUAGGAAGAAGUAUGACAAGAGUGGCAGGCUGAUCUGUAACGACGCCGAUCUGUGUGACUGCCUGGAGAAGAACUGUCUGGGGUGCUUCUACCCUUGCCCCAAGUGCAACUCCAACAAGUGCGGGCCCGAGUGCCGUUGCAACCGACGCUGGGUCUAUGAUGCCAUUGUCACCGAAGCCGGGGAGGUCGUCAGCUCGCUGCCCUACCCGGUCCCGGACUAGGGGCUGUUGCACAUGGGCUGGCUUGGUUCUCCUUCCUGAGAGCUAAGCCAUCCUCUUUCUCCUGGGGGGUUAGUUUUAGGAUGUAGGGAAGAUCCUGGGAAAGCAUAGUGAAGACUUAUGUUCUCUGAAGAACAAUGUAGCAGGGGCAGUCACGCUGUUCCGUCUCCUGUGUCAUCCUACACACCUUCACCUUGUACCCAGAGAAUGACAGUGUGUGAUCUCAGCAUCGCCUCCCUGGGACACCCCUCUCUCUGCUCUUGGUGAACAAUCUCUUGCAUCUUUUACUACCUGCGACCAGGUGGUUUUAUGAUUUUCAGAAUUCUGCAGCUGGGAGCUUUUCUUACGUAAGACACAAAACCCUGAGCUUAUCAGACCCGCUGACCCGUGCCCCAGUUCCAAGUCGGAAGUGCUCUCUGAAUGAAAAAUAGUCUCACACCUUGUGAUUUUGUACUGUAUGUGCAUAUCUUAUUUUCUUAUUACUGUUUUGAUAAUAUUCAGAGUAAAUUUGGUCACACUUGGCAAAAUUUUUAUGAACACCUUGUGUUUUACUUGUAAAAUUGAGAAAUUAGGACUUGAAUGUCCUAAAAGGUAGUAGUUUCAUUUCCCGCCCCCCAUCUCAGGAUCAGUAUUUUUGUUGAAAGGAGGAAAUGAGUUAUUAUAUAAAAGUGUACUGUUGCAUGUUAGUUCAGGGGUAGUGUUGAUAUGCAGUUGACUAGACACAUGUGAUUUUUUUUUUCAAUGCUGAUACAUUGUAGGGGGUAUACAGAAAUUUGAGCUAAGCCUUCUUUGGAUUUCCUUUUUUUUU
Messenger RNA from Neogale vison (American mink), 1338 nucleotides. RefSeq names its product ADP ribosylation factor like GTPase 14 effector protein like (gene ARL14EPL). The transcript is spliced from 4 exons. The record is from RefSeq and is a predicted model, not a curated record. Lineage: Eukaryota; Metazoa; Chordata; Mammalia; Carnivora; Mustelidae. The coding region runs from base 75 to 533 and encodes 152 amino acids.